This is a messenger RNA of Chlorocebus sabaeus (green monkey), 1590 nucleotides long. It is a transcript of the gene LBHD1, whose product is annotated as LBH domain containing 1. Gene Ontology annotation, biological process: positive regulation of DNA-templated transcription. The record is from RefSeq and is a predicted model, not a curated record. Gene Ontology annotation, cellular component: nucleus. Lineage: Eukaryota; Metazoa; Chordata; Mammalia; Primates; Cercopithecidae.
CUCCUGACCUCGUGAUCCGCCUACCUCGGCCUCCCAAAGUGCUGGGAUUACAGGGGUGAGCCACCGUGCCUGGCUGUUUUGCUUUGUUUUCAACCACUAAAAGGCUGGAUUCGUUUAACAUACUGAAUUCUGCUUUACAGAAGAAAACACCUUUUAACUGUGUGACUGAUUACAGGCAAGUUCUUGUGCCCCGGUUUCUGCAUCAGAAAAUGAGCUUAUAACAGUACUUGUCUCACAGUUUUAGGAGAAUUAAAUGAGUUAUAUGUAAAGCAAUUAAAACAGCUCCUGACAAAGAGUAAACACCAUAUAAAUAUUCAUUAAAUAACAUACAAACAUGCCAGGUUGGGAAAAUCAGUAAGCAAAGGAGUCAGGAAAUUCCAAGUUGGUUAUCACGACUCUUGGCCCACAGGGCUUUAAUCCAGGUCCCCUUGUCUCCUACCCUUGCUGCCAUCCCAGUGUCUCCAGGGAGUAAGUAGAAAUAAAGAUCCGAUCUCACCUCUUGAGCAUUUUCCCCUCCCCUGAAAGCCCAUAAUCACUUAGCACAGUCAGAGCUUAAGGCGCCAGGCUCCAAAGAAGAUUAAAGGAACAGUUUGUGGGGUGCACUGGGCAGGAAUACCCUCCUCUGAGUUCAAUCAUCUUGCACUCUAAGAAUCACCACCAUGGCCCUUGUGCCAGGGAGAAGCAAGGAGGAUGGGCUUUGGACUACAAAUAGCCCAGGCUCCUCCCAGCAUCCAGAUCCCAGGCUGCCCAACCCUCUCUGGGACAGAGGAAAAACUGGCAAGGUUGAAGGUCACUGGCAUAUUCAGGAUACUUCCCCACCCUGUGUCUGGCAGCCGGCUUACCCUCCAAUUUGGCCCAACCUCCUUGCUGUCCCUAUUCAGGAUUUCUCUCAAAAGUCCCAUCUGCUGUCUAUUGUGGUGGAAGCCUCUGAGGUGAAUGAAGAGAGUGGGGAUCUCCAUUCGCCUCAUGAGGAGCUGCUGCUGCUCACUGAUGGUGAGGAAGAGGAUGCUGAGGCCUUCCUCCAAGACCCAAGUGAAGAGCCAGGCUGGGCUUGCAGCCCACAGAACACUUAACACUGGACUUAGCUGGGGGCAGACCAGGAUGAUGAAGAUGCUUGUUGGAUUCUUGAGGACACAAAGUGUCUGGAAGCCACCAACCACUGUCCCUUCUGGGACUCAGCAACAGGUUCCUGUGUUUGUUGAAGGGGCUUUGUGGAAUAUUCUUGUCUCCUGCCUCCUAAUAGCUUUGAGGGUAAGCAUUGUUCCCUCCCUCUCAAACAUCUCAUCCAGGUUUAUGAAGCUCCUUAUACCCAUCCUCUCACAAUCUCCUUUUACAGGUGAGAAAAAUGAGGCUUACAGUUUAGGCCACUAGAUUAUACAAGUCAGUCGGCGCCGGGGUUUGGAUUCAGUUCCUGUCUGCUGCUUUUAGGAGCUCCAGUUAGUUGAAACUGGGGAAAGACCCACUUGUACCUUCUCUUUUCAGCAUUCAUCUUGUGCUAAAUAUUGCACACAUCAUUGUAUGCAAUCUCUGUAACCCCAGAUUAUUCCCACUCUGCAGAUGAGUAAACUGAGGAACAGAAACAUUCAGCAA